AUGAGUAUCGCUACUACGGAUUUAAAAAUCAAUGCUGCUCUUCAGAGAGUGCAGCUUAUACCUGACGUACUCAGUGAUGUAACUUCAUCUACGUUGCUCCAGAUUAUCUUCAAAGAGAGUGGUAAAGAAGUAUUGUUAGGAAACAACUUCACAUCAGUAGAAACAAAAGAGCAACCUACGAUCAACUUGAUCGCGUUAAGUGAAUCAGAUUAUUAUACGCUUGUGAUGAUGAAUCCUGACGCUCCAUCAAGACAUGACCAAAAAGUUGCACCUUGGCGUCAUUGGAUAGUUGUCAAUAUUGCAGAUUCGGACGUAAAGAAUAGUGUAUCGCAGGCAGAGAAUCACCACACACCCUACAUUGGGCCUGGCCCGGGUGAGAAUACAGGAAUACAUCGUUACACAUUCUUACUCUAUAAAUAA
This is a messenger RNA of Mycotypha africana, 420 nucleotides long. Its product is annotated as phosphatidylethanolamine-binding protein. Gene Ontology annotation, molecular function: peptidase inhibitor activity; phospholipid binding. The transcript has 4 exons. Gene Ontology annotation, biological process: regulation of proteolysis; regulation of Ras protein signal transduction. Lineage: Eukaryota; Fungi; Mucoromycota; Mucoromycetes; Mucorales; Mycotyphaceae. The coding region runs from base 1 to 420 and encodes 139 amino acids. The record is from RefSeq and is a predicted model, not a curated record.